CCGCGGCCUGGGGCAACUGGGCCGCCGCGACAGCAUGGCGGGCCUGGAGGGCGACGACGCCGUGGCCGCCUUGGAUCACAUCGUCACCCAGUUCAACACCUACGAGGAUUAUCUGGACUCGCAGAUCACCACGCAGGAUCUCUUUUACUUGGAGAAUGAAGAAAUGGCCCGCCAGCUGGUGGAGCUGGGCUUCCGAGGAAGCGGAGAAGUGCUGAAAAGGGAAGACUUCAUAGCCAGGAAAUUAGCGGCUGAGGUUUCCAGGCUCUCCGACAGACACCAGCAAAAAACGUUAUCAAGUGCAGGAAAAGAACUGAAAGACAACUUUCUGAAGGCUUUGGCGGAGAGGGAAGAAGCCAAUCGGAAUGGGAAAAUGGCAUCAAUCAUCUUCAUUCGGGAUCGCAACGCCCGUGGUCAUGAGGUCUCUGCGUAUAUCGACUAUGCACACCGGCUGAAGGUGGACGACUUCGAAGUUUAUUUCGCCGGCAAGAAGAAGCUUUUCCCCAGACGCUCAGAUCUGAGCUUCUACAACUGGGACAGAAACCUCUGCUGCUUGAACUCCAGUCCGAAUUAUCAAGUGAUUGCAGAAAGCACAUGCGGCUUACUCUUCAAGAACAAAUCUGACAGAAGGAUCAUCAACGUGGAUCCUAAGGUUUUCCCAGGGGACAACACGACACGGACUCCGAUCAAAACAGACCUCUACCUGCAAGUGGUUAUCUAUGACCACGUCCUCAGAAGAAAGCUGUAACCACCAUCGUUCACUGGAGGAACAAAUACAUUAGGGGGGAAAACCACUUCAAUGGGCAGGUUGGGAUUGUGCUGGGAAGAGAAGUUUAGUAUUUCAAAGACAAAUAGACACAUGCAUUGAAGUGUUACGGGGGACUACUUUGUGGCGUGAUCCCGUGACACGCUUACCUGCAGCUAUUUAUUAAGAACGUUUUUGCUGUUCCUUCCUUAUGUGCAUUAAAGUGCUUGAAAUUGUUCUGUAGCCUCCAAAUGCAAAGUAAAUGUAUAUGUAUGUGCAAA
This is a messenger RNA of Heteronotia binoei (common prickly gecko), 1023 nucleotides long. RefSeq names its product cilia and flagella associated protein 299 (gene CFAP299). The transcript has 6 exons. The record is from RefSeq and is a predicted model, not a curated record. NCBI's taxonomy places the organism in Eukaryota, Metazoa, Chordata, Lepidosauria, Squamata, Gekkonidae. Bases 35 to 745 code for a protein of 236 amino acids.